Messenger RNA from Dendronephthya gigantea, 2469 nucleotides. RefSeq names its product lactoperoxidase-like. The transcript is spliced from 7 exons. NCBI's taxonomy places the organism in Eukaryota, Metazoa, Cnidaria, Anthozoa, Malacalcyonacea, Nephtheidae. Bases 625 to 2469 code for a protein of 614 amino acids. Gene Ontology annotation, biological process: response to oxidative stress. The record is from RefSeq and is a predicted model, not a curated record. Gene Ontology annotation, molecular function: peroxidase activity; heme binding.
GAAAAUACUUGUUUUGAAAGUCAACAAGAUGUUGUGUUUCAUCAGCAUACCUAUAAUUUUGUUGUUGUGAAUGGUAGAACAUUUGGCACGAUAGGCAAAGUACGAGCUAGUUCAAAAUCUGGCAAACCAAUCACCUACAAGCUGCUUUCAUAUCAUCCUUAUGUGAAGAUUGGCAAAAAUGAUGGUUCGAUUGAAAUAAACUACAAAAAUUCUCCACGAUAUUCUCCCAACCGAAGUCAAGUGACGACAUUUCGAGUUUCUGCAAGUACAGCAUUAAAAAACAAGCAAUGUAGAUCACCUUCCUGUAGAUGUCAAUCAAACACUUGGGUUCGUAUUAUUGCGCUGCGUCUUUAUUAUGGUGACAAAAUUAUUCAAUCACUUCGGAGGAGGUUUUCCUCAUUACUGAAAACUAAUCGCUUAUCACGAAAUAUCUCACCUGAAAGCCUUUAUCAAGUUGUUCGUUGGAUAUCGCCAAAAGUGAAUGCACUUUCCACGAAGAUUUCCUCAGCACAAGCAAGAUUAGACAAUGCAUGUGCUAAAGUCGCUUGGGCAAUCAAGUCUCAUUUCAAAAGACGUUUUCCGUCGGUGGUGGUCAGCGCCUCAGUAAAACAUUUACUCUCCCCAAUGACGAUACGAAAAUUACUCUUUGUAUCCAGAUGUCCAAAAAGAAAAAUUGAUCAUACAUUUUGCAGAAUACAUGCAAAAUAUCGCUCCAUAGAUGGCACGUGUAACAAUAUCAAGAGUCCUCAUUAUGGGUCGUCUUCUAGUGCAUUUACCCGGGUGCUUCCUGCAAAAUAUUACGAUCCUGAUGGCAUGAAAGAUCCUCUGGGAUCCCCUGAUCUACCUAAUGCACCUCUUGUUCCCCAUCCUCUCGAGGUUACGAAACAGUUUGUCAUCAUUCAAAGACACUCGUUACCUGGAAAAGAGAUUCAUUCACACUUUCUUAUGCAGUGGGGACAAUUUUUGGAUCAUGAUUUCACCCUCGCUCCCGAAAGUGAAGGUGCUGACAAAUGUCGUCGGGUAAGUUGCCAUCAAAAAUCAAAAGCAUUUGAACCGCCUUGUUUCCCAAUUCUUCCUCAUAAGUCGUCCAAUUGCCUGCACUUCACGAGGACUGCUGCUGUGUGUGACCCUUAUCAGAUGAAGUUGGGAAGAAGAGAACAAAUGAAUGCAAAUACAGCUUUCAUAGAUGGCUCACAAAUAUAUGGGUCAACUUUAAAAUUAGCAAAUAACUUGAGAGAUUUUUCUCCCAACAGAGGAUUACUAAAAGUACGUCAUUCUUCACACGGUGACAUGAUGCCACUGGAUACUUCAGAAUUAAUGUUUCCGAAUGAUCUGUGCCGAAUGACUGGUGGUUGUUUCUUAGCUGGAGAUACCAGAUCAAGUGAACAAGUGGCAUUGGCUUCAAUUCAUACAUUGUUUGUUAGAGAGCACAACCGUAUCGCAAAGAAAUUGAUUCAAAUUAACCCUCAUUGGACAGGAGACACUAUUUACGAAGAGACAAGAAAGAUUGUUGGGGGAAUCUUACAAAAGAUCACUUUCGAAGAUUACCUGCCUGAAUUAUUUGGUCAUAAUGCUUUACCGCGAUAUUCUGGAUACAAAUACUGGAUUAAUCCUGGGAUUAUUAAUUCAGUGGCGGCGGCUGCAUAUAGAUUUGGACACAGCACCAUUCGACCAUCUUUCGAUAUUCUGGACGAAAAUCAUCGGAAGGUAGGGGCACCGAUACCCCUCAAACACAUGUUUUUCAACAACACUUAUAUCAACAGGCACGGAAUUGAUCAUUUGUUGCUUGGUCUGUGCACGUUUGAAGCAGAAAAGGUCGACCGCAGUUUUUCUGCUGGAAUUAUGAAUCACUUAUUUGAGCGUGAUCACUCACCGGGACUGAACUUGAUUGCUUUGAAUAUUCAGCGAGGGAGAGAUCAUGGUCUGCCUGGAUACAAUGAUUUUAGGAGAUAUUGUGGACUAUCCGACGCCCGAACAUUCAAAGAUACCAUAAAAGAAAUCUCGCCAGAAAACAGGAAGAUUUUUCAGCAACGAAUAGCUGAACGUCCUUUGCCAGGUUCGAUACUUGGUCCCACGUUCACUUGUCUUAUUAAGGAACAGUUUGCUCGUCUUAGAGAUGGAGAUCGCUUCUUUUACCGAAGAGGAAAAGUAUUUACAAGAUCUCAACUUCAAGAAAUAAAAAAGAGUUCGUUAAGUCGUGUACUUUGUGAUAACCUGAAAGGUGGUAAAAAACUGACUGUACAAAAGAAUACGUUCCGUGCAAUCAACAAUGAUGUUCAGCGAUUACCUUGCAGCAGUAUUCCUAAGAUUGACCUCAAUCACUGGAAAGCUAGUGUAUGGCAACUCGAGUUUCAAAAGCGUUAUACUUGGACCGUAACUGAACAAAGAGAAGACACCAACGAAGUUUCGCUUUCAGAUAACGAAAACACGCCAACGAAACGUUUUCCCUUUCGUGUUUCGCGAAAUUAG